CAGCAUGUCCCGUUAUCUGUUGAAUUGUCGUCGCUUGUGCGACUCAGAUCCGUCAAGGCGUCCGCUCCUAGCGGCGUCAGGCCGGGAAUUACCUUUACGUUCCUUCCUAGCGACACACCGUUGCCUGCCAGCCUCCAGCCUCCCCCUUUUGCCAUCACAUCAUCUCCUAGCACGUCCUCGAGUCGUUCUGAUCUGCCCUCUCCGCUUCGGGCGAGGAAGACUACCAACUUCCAAGAUCUUCUUCUCUUUGAUCCCUCUGAUGGGGUGCUAUCUUUACGGCGUAUCAUGCUUGAGCAGCGUCCUCGCGAUACGGGGGAAUUUUCAUAUACGCUAGCCAACCUGCCAACGAGCAUGUCGCUUCCCGGCACUAGCGCCGCUGGUCGUCUCAGCACAUCGCCACACAACCGUGUGGGCGUCUCAUCGACCAAGACUUCUGGCCUAACUCAAAUGAUGUUGGAAUCUGCCAGCGAACUGCAUGGGCGAGAUACCAUGGUCGCUACUUGGCAGCUCAAACGACACCGAGAUUGGGGUGAAGUCAAACACGUGCAGCAUUUGAGUGCGAGGUCUCCUGUGGGCGAACGCCUAUUGCAAAGUAUGCGCUCCCUUGCCCAUGCAGAACUGUCAACCUGUUCCAGAUCACCCAACGUGGUUCCCCGGCUCAUCUCUCUCGCCCACCAAUUCAACUUUUAUACUCUAGGCGAAGAUUACCAUGCUCUGAUUCGUCGCAACCAACUCGACAUACCAGGGACCAAGAUGGACGUGCGGAAGGAGGUAGAAGUCAGUCCCUAUUCUCUAGGCACGGGCGAGUGA
Molecule: messenger RNA, 810 nt
Organism: Suillus discolor
Lineage: Eukaryota; Fungi; Basidiomycota; Agaricomycetes; Boletales; Suillaceae
Exons: 2
Source: RefSeq, a predicted model, not a curated record